Hyposmocoma kahamanoa is the source of this 773-nucleotide messenger RNA. RefSeq lists its product as uncharacterized. The transcript is spliced from 2 exons. Gene Ontology annotation, biological process: proteolysis. Gene Ontology annotation, molecular function: aspartic-type endopeptidase activity. Lineage: Eukaryota; Metazoa; Arthropoda; Insecta; Lepidoptera; Cosmopterigidae. The record is from RefSeq and is a predicted model, not a curated record. The coding region runs from base 43 to 678 and encodes 211 amino acids.
GUCAGAUCCGAUUCCGGAAAACCAAGGAAUCAGUCAACGGUAAUGGCGACAGCUGACUGCAGCCAAUUCUCUGGUCGUCGCCUGUUUGUCACUGACAAGGUAACCAAAUUUAAAUUCUUGCUUGACACCGGUUCCGACCUUUCCUGUUUCCCUCGGAAACUUCUGUCGACUCAAUGCAAAGUUUCCGAUUAUACUCUUAGUGCCGCCAAUGGCACCAGUAUAAAAACAUAUGGCAGUCGCACAUUUUCAUUAAAUCUCGGUCUCCGUCGCGAAUUCAGAUGGAAUUUCACUAUUGCAGACGUCGAGACAGCUAUCAUUGGCUCCGAUUUUCUGGCCUAUUUCAAUCUACUCCCGGACUGCCGCAACAAACUGUUACGAGAUGGUUCUACCAGGCUUUCUGUUCCUGCCUCCAUCUGUAAUGUAAGUCAACUCAGUGUUAAGGCUGUCGUUUCUGACAAUAAAUUUGCACGCCUGCUUUUAGACUUCCCGGAAAUUACCAAACCGCCUGGUCUUCCGAGAGUCGUCAAGCACAACACUCUGCAUUACAUCAAAACCACAGAUGGUCCACCAGUUUCUUGCCGGCCCCGUCGUUUGGCCCCUCAAAAACUGGCAGACGCUAAAAAAGAAAUUGUAAAGAUGGUGCGCUCCGGUACUGCAAGGCCCUCAGAUAGCCCUUGAAGAAUACUUGUAUCAGGAGAUCUCGCUCCUCUAUAACUAGUGCUUAAAAAUAAUUUAAAAAUUACAAUAAAUACAUAAUAAUAAAUGUUCCUUCC